CGAGAGACUCCUCCUCGUCUCCUGUGUCAAACUUGACAUCAGCCUGUGAGCCGAGAAUGGUAACUUGUGUCGGAACAGAAGCCCUCACAUGAGUGGCAUGCUUCUUGGAGUUAUGUACUUUGCUUUACCCCCUGAAAUAUUAUCAUGGAUUGCAAACCCUUAAUACUUUGCCUUUUUCUCUUCACGUGUAUUUCGAGUGCAGAAUUCAUUAUUCAUCCGUCCAACGAAGUUAACCUGCUGGACUCCAAAGCAAGCCAAGGGGAGCUGGGUUGGAUAUCAUACCCAUCCCAUGGGUGGGAGGAAAUUAGCGGGGUGGAUGAGCACUACACGCCCAUCCGGACCUUCCAGGUGUGCAAUGUAAUGGAGUACGGCCAGAACAACUGGCUGAGAACCAACUGGAUUCCGAGGAAUUCUGCCCAGAAGAUCUAUGUGGAGCUCAAGUUUACCCUUAGGGACUGCAACAGUAUUCCCAUGGUCCUGACCUGCAAAGAGACAUUCAACUUGCACUACCUAGAGACAGAUGAGGACCAGGGUAGUAAUUUCCGCGAGCAUCAGUUCUCAAAAAUAGACACGAUUGCCGCGGACGAGAGCUUUACUCAGAUGGACCUGGGUGACCGUAUCCUCAAGUUGAACACGGAGGUGCGCGAGGUGGGACCGAUGACUAAAAAGGGCUUUUACCUGGCUUUCCAGGAUGUAGGAGCCUGCGUAGCACUGGUUUCCGUUCGAGUGUACUUUAAAAAAUGUCCUUUGACGGUGAGGAACCUGGCUAUGUUUCCUGACACAGUACCCACUGAAACUCAGUCACUGGUGGAGGUUAAAGGCUCCUGCGUCAACAAUUCCAAGGAAGAGGAAGCACCUAAAAUGUACUGCAGUGCCGAGGGAGAGUGGCUGGUGCCUAUCGGAAAAUGCCUGUGCAACGUAGGUUACGAAGAGAGAGGAGUCGUCUGCCAAGCCUGUCGUCCUGGCUUUUAUAAGUCCUCCUCUGGGAACGUCAAAUGCUCCAAGUGUCCUCCACACAGCUACGCACACCAGGAAGGCUCCGUGCACUGUGGCUGUGAGAAGAACUAUUUCCGUGCGGAAGAUGACCCCAUCUCGAUGGCCUGUACCCGACCUCCUUCUGCCCCAGGCAACGUGAUUUCAGUAAUCAAUGAGACGUCAGUGAUUCUAGAUUGGAACUGGCCGGCCGACAACGGAGGCAGGAAGGACAUGACAUUUAACGUGGUGUGUAAGCGAUGUUGGCCUGGUCCCAGGCGGUGCGAGCCAUGCAGAGGGGCUGUGCGGUUCCUGCCCCGUGCCAUUGGCCUCACUAACACAACGGUAACUGUGGCAGACCUCCUGGCACACACCAACUACACAUUUGAGAUCGAGGCACAAAAUGCGGUGUCCUAUCAGGCUCCUCUGCUCCGCCAAUACGCUGCAGUCACUAUUACGACCAACCAAGCAGCUCCAUCUGCGGUGACUAUAAUCAGGAAGGACAAAACAUCAAGAAACAGCAUCUCAUUGUCUUGGUUGGAGCCAGAGAGACCCAAUGGGAUCAUAUUGGACUAUGAAGUCAAGUACUAUGAGAAGCAGGAGCAAGAAACCAGCUACACCAUUCUGAGGUCAAAGGGAACGAACGUAACACUGAAUGGAUUAAAACCUGACACCAUGUACCUGCUGCAGAUCAGAGCUCGCACCGCCGCUGGUUACGGCCAUAGCAGUCGCAAAUUUGAGUUUGAGACCAGCCCAGACUCUUUUUCUAUCUCCAGUGAGAACAGUCAGGUUUUGCUGAUCGCUGUCUCGUCUGCUGUGGCCAUCAUCCUUCUCACUGUACUGAUCUACAUUGUGAUAAGCAGGUUCUGUAGGUAUAGCAAGUCUAAACAUCCGGAAGAAAAGAGACUGCCCUUUGGCAAUAGUCACUUAAGAUUGCCUGGAAUCAAACCCUACGUGGACCCACAUACUUACGAAGAUCCGUGCCAAGCCGUGCACGAAUUCGCCAAAGAGCUGGAAGCAUCUUCCAUCGCUAUCGACAAAGUAGUUGGGGCAGGGGAGUUUGGAGAGGUGUGCAGUGGCCGAUUGAAGCUACCAUCUAAGAAGGAGAUAUGUGUAGCCAUCAAGACGCUUAAAGCCGGAUACACGGAGAAACAAAGACGGGACUUCCUCAGUGAAGCAAGCAUCAUGGGACAGUUUGACCACCCCAACAUCAUCAGAUUGGAGGGUGUGGUCACACGCAGUAGACCUGUGAUGAUAGUGACAGAAUACAUGGAGAACGGCUCAUUGGACGGCUUCUUACGAAAACAUGAUGCCCAGUUCACAGUGAUUCAGCUGGUGGGCAUGCUGCGUGGCAUCGCAUCGGGUAUGAAGUAUCUAUCGGAUAUGGGUUACGUGCACAGAGACCUGGCCGCUCGCAACAUUCUGGUCAACAGCAACCUAGUGUGUAAAGUGUCCGACUUCGGCUUGUCCAGAGUGCUGGAGGACGACCCAGAAGCUGCAUAUACGACACGAGGUGGCAAGAUUCCAAUUCGAUGGACUGCGCCUGAGGCCAUUGCUUAUCGCAAGUUUACCUCAGCCAGUGAUGUAUGGAGCUAUGGGAUUGUGCUAUGGGAAGUCAUGUCUUAUGGAGAAAGACCUUACUGGGAAAUGUCCAAUCAGGAUGUUAUAAAAGCGGUGGAUGAAGGCUAUCGUCUCCCACCACCCAUGGAGUGUCCAGCCACCCUUUACCAGCUGAUGCUGGACUGCUGGCAGAAAGACCGGAACAAUCGGCCAAAAUUUGAGCAUAUAGUCAGCAUCCUCGACAAGCUCAUUCGCAACCCCAGUAGUCUCAAAAUCACAGCCAGCACGACUUCCAGGCCUGUGAACCUGCUUUUGGACAACAGCACUGAAUUCACUUCUUAUCAUACAAUGGGUGAUUGGCUGGAGAGUGCGAGAACGUUACCCUGUAAAGAAGCAUUUAGUGGGGUCAGCUACAGCUCCUGUGAUACACUGGCCAAAACCUCUGCAGAAAUCUGUAUGACUGAAAUCAGACCAGCAGCCACAUGUCCUGAAUGGGAGCCGUCCAUGGGAAUCACAACACUCUAAUACUUGUAGAUGGAUGGGACUUCAGGAAAGUUGGUGUGACGAUCGUUGGACCUCAAAAGAACAUUGUGAGCAGCCUAACAACACUUGAAACCCACAAAAAGAACGCUCCAGUUCCUGUUUAAAGAAAUGGGAGAGAUACUUAUAUGAGAUUGAUGCUGCUUUGGCUUUAAUGGACAGGAAAUAGAUUCAGGAAAAGAGGAAGGGGAAUGUUUGAAGAUGUGGACAGCAGAACAACCUUCCAGGAGAAUGAUCAUUUCUUCCUCUGCGUACAAGGUGCAAAACGACAAGCAUGUCCCCCAGUUAAUGACAUGUUGCCUUAUCCUGAGACAUAAAAUGGACAGUGGGCCUUGUGUUUAGGAAUCUAUGAUCCUGUCCGAUCUCCAUGCUCCAGUAGUAGGUGGAAGCCGGUCUGAUCCAAAUGGAUUUAACAAAGAAUGCUUCUUAACGUGUCAAUGGAGCAUCAAAAUGCCUUUAGGACAAACUUUGUAAAAUAAUCAGUCUUCCUUUUGGAAGGUAGCACUUCAGAGGCAAUAGCUUGAGCCCUAGAGUAUUAGCAGUGUCGGGGCAAAUGAAGAAAAGCAUAUAAAUACUAAUAAGAGCCUGCAGAAUUCUCUAAGGAUUUUCAGACUGCACUUGAGUUGGACGUCUCCGGGUGGACGUUUCACACUUCUAAUUUAGAAGCGGGGUUAGCACCGCAUUUUACCUGGGUUAAUAAAACCCUACUCUGAAGCAGGGUUAGCACCGCUUUUGCUGGGGUAACCCCGCAAUGCGGUGCCAAACAUGUGCAGUAUGAAAUAAACAUUCUAACCAGAAUAUUACUACCAGAUGCUUGCACUAAAGAAAAUGCUGGGUUAUUUUCAACUCGGCAUUGGGUCAAAAGGUUAAUUUAACCUAUGCUGGGAUGUUUUAACCCAUUGUUGGGUCAAAUAUAAAAAUUUUCUAUACAAGUUAAUUUAAAGUGCACCUAUUUUAUUGCUAAAAAACAACUUAUUUUGUGUAUUUGGUAUAGUACAAUGUGUUUGCAUGGUUUAUGGUUAAAAACACAUUAUUUUCAACAUUCAACAUUUUUGUAGCUCCAGAUUUCACCCUCUUCCUGAAAUGCACGGAUUUGAAAAGCACUGUGUCCCUGAUUGGCCAGCUAAUCUUUACAUUGUGAUUGGCCUGAAUACCUCUGACGUCAGCCGGAAAUGUGACGCUUCUUACCAUGUUUGAAAGAUUCGGACACAAUGCAAUGCUAUGGAGUUAACUCUUUCACCGCCAGCGUUUUAAAAAAAAAGUUGCCAGCCAGCGCCAGCGUUUUUCAUGAUUUUCACAAAAGUUUAAUGUCUUCCAGAAAAUGUUCUUCUUCAAAUACAUAAACAUACAAUAUACCAAAUGAAAGAACAGACCCUCUGCUUUCAAACAAAAAAAUGUUUCAUCCUACCUUCAGUGGUUCUUUUGUAAUCAGCUUUUGAAUAUGGGUAGGUUUCUGCAAAAACACCACAUUUUGAGCAAAAAGCAGAGAUAAUUCCAUUUUUGUGACGGAUUUUUCAUAGAGAUCCCAUUCAGAGCGAUCUUUAAAACAGACACGGACAUGCAGCAGCUUGCCAUAGGGCAAUACUUCCGGGUUUAAAAAGUUGCGGAAGUGGAUAAAGUUACCUAGUGGAUAAUAGCGGUAUUGCGGAAAGACGGAAAAACUCGUCAUUGGUGGGGAAGUGUUUUCUCUUGAUUGACGAGAUAUCAUGUCAAUGGCGGGGAAAGAGUUAAUUUACAGGCUGUGAGUCUAAAGCGGGAGGAAUUAUGAUAAUGUCGGUCUUGUCUAUGUCAGCAAUGUCAGGAAGUAAACUGUACCUUUUGCAUAUCGUGAACGUACUAAUACACACUUACACACCAAAGGAAAUGUAAAAUCGUGAAUCAGACAAUAGGUGCCCUUUAAUUUAACCCAAAUUUGUCCCUUUUUGACCCAAGCUGGGAUAAAAAUAACCCAGCAUUUUUUUUUAAGUAUAGCAACAGAUACUAAAAAACUGAACAGUGCAUACCUCAUAUCAUGUGUCAGUGUUUGAGGGAAUAGCAAAAAAAUUAUGUGACUGAAACAGUGACAGAAAUCAGCUGAAUUGUACUAUAAAACGGUCUCAGGAGGGAUGUCCCGAGUAUAACUUCAGUUAUAUAAAGUGAUCACACACUGUAUUCAUCCAAUCAUGACUGUUGACACCUAAAAUAUGCAAAUUAGAAUGUUGAUCAAGGGUAUAUAUAGUUCAUAUACUGUGUGAAACAUCAGAUUAUGAAUACCCCUGGUUAUCUCUUAACCCAUGGUAAAGAACUGUAUGAACAGUGUGAAAUAUGAAUCGGAUAAUCUGGGCUACUGUGGGGUUUAGAAUAACCUAAGGGUCAACUAUUUUAAGUGUGAAAUGCCCUUCUGAGGAAGAGCAGGAGAAUUUAUUUUUGUGGACGUACAGCUGAUUACUGUUAAAGCAAUCUGGCAAUGCUUCAAUACAGAGAGACAUUCUCUAGAAUCAGGGACAGGAAGAUACUGUAGGUAAUCCCUAUUUAAAAGUUUUUUUUAAAUGCAUCCCAUAACAUAUGUUUGUUUGUUUGUACCAUUGUGUUUAAAUAAUAUAUAAAUCCAUUAUCAAAGAAAACACCAAUCAUUUGAAAGAAUGUUUACUACAAUCUGUAGCUCUCAGUAUCAUAAUGUAUUGAACAUAGUGGUAGCAUCACAUUAUUAUAAUACACUUCACUUGGAUUAGCAGCGGUGUGCUGAUCUCUGAAAUAAAGUCUCACAUACGGCAAAUAGCAUUGAAGGACAUGGACUAUGAUCUAAAAUGAAAUACUGCACCAAUGAAUUAUGCAAUGAUAAACCUUUAAAAUGGUGUUCAAUUAUUGUCACAUCUUCUCACUGCGUUUGUCUUGUGCACUGCAGAAACUUUAAUUUACGUCUAAUUUGAUGUUUGUUUGACAUUUAGAAAAUGGCAAAUUUACUUGAGAAGAAAAGUUGUAACUUUUUAUUUUUUCUUACCCCAUUUGCCCCUUUUCUAUACUAAAUUUGAUAAGGUUUUUGCAAUGUGACAUCAUCAUCCAAGUGGCAUUGCAGUUACGACCUUGGAAAUGAUCUUUUUUUGUAUUUUUAAUCUGUGUGCACAAAUAAUGAGUCAAAAAUCAUGGCUAAUUAUUUCAGACUCAUUCUGAAACUCAAAUAGAAAUAAUUAAAUUAAGCAGAUUGGAUACAAUAUAUUAUUCAGUGAAACUGCACAUGUUAGGAAAUGUCAUCUGGUGUCCCAUGUAGGAAAUAUGCAUACUGCAGAAAGAGUUUAGUAUGCUAGUAUGCAGUUUCAAACAUUGCUAUAUUCUCUGUCAUUUCAGGCGGUCCAUUUUAAGAUCAAAGCAUACUAUGUGGUGUGGAGGGUCAGUUGAUUUAAUAUCAUGGUAGAUAUUCAGGGCACACACCCAUCAUUACUCAAAAAGCUGUAGAUCAUUUAUUUAUAUAGGACUGAUUAUUGUUACUCAAUUAUUACACUACGCAACAUUAGCGAAUUACUCCAUAGUCCACUUCCACUUAACCCGCCUGUAAAUGUUGCUUUUCCCCUGCUGUUAACAUGUACAUACUGUAUGUGCACCAAGGUACGGUGAAAGCAAUGCUCUUUAAAGGUACUAUCAUUUACUUGGCCAUCCCUUUGUACAAAUGUCUGUAUGUAUGUAUAAAAGAAUGAACAAAAUAUUUGUGCAACUUUUAUGAACCUCUCCUUUGUAUUAUAUUUUGUUAUUUUGUAUUAUAUUUGUUUUACAUAAAGCAAUUAUAAUAACUUAUUUAUUUCCUAACAGACCAUACGCAGUGCAGAUGUUUUUUUUUUCUAGUGUUUAGUAAGUUAUGACAUGGUUAUGUUCCAACCUUAUCAGUGUUUUUUUUUUUUUCUAAAUAUGGUGUUUUGAAGAGCAAUACAGUUUUGCGCCCUGUUUGUCUUGUUUAGACUGAUGUGUGUGUAUGUGUAUGAGUGUGUAGAAGCCUUGUCUACUAAUAUAAAAUGAUUUGUAGUGGAAACAUUUAUAUUUUUAUAAUAAACAUUCUCAAAAUAUUUUCUAAAGAAUGAAUGCUA
Messenger RNA from Paramisgurnus dabryanus, 7127 nucleotides. RefSeq names its product eph receptor A3 (gene epha3). NCBI's taxonomy places the organism in Eukaryota, Metazoa, Chordata, Actinopteri, Cypriniformes, Cobitidae. The record is from RefSeq and is a predicted model, not a curated record. Gene Ontology annotation, cellular component: dendrite; plasma membrane. Gene Ontology annotation, biological process: ephrin receptor signaling pathway; axon guidance; protein phosphorylation. Gene Ontology annotation, molecular function: protein binding; transmembrane-ephrin receptor activity; ATP binding.